CAGGCCCUCUGGAGGAGAGGCCAGCGCCAACGCCCGCGACAACGCCAGCGGAGAAGCCUCCAGCGGCAACGCCACCGGCGACAACCGCGCCAGCAACCACCCCGCCAGCAACCACCCCGCCACAACCACCCCGGCAGCAACCACCCCGCCAGCAACAACCCCAGCGGCAACGCCUGCCACAACGCCAGCGGAGAAGCCUCCAGCGGCAACGCCACCGGCGACAACCGCGCCAGCAACCACCCCGCCAGCAACCACCCCGCCAGCAACCACCCCGCCAGCAACCACCCCGCCAGCAACCACCCCGGCAGCAACCACCCCGCCAGCAACAACCCCAGCGGCAACGCCUGCCACAACGCCGCCCGGGACAACCGCAGCGUCAACGCCAGCGGAGCCAGCGCUGGAGCCACUGGCUCCUGAGACCACGCAGAGGCUCCGUGGCGUGCCAGAGGUCGAGGAGGCGCCUUCUCUUCCACCGCCGCCCUUCUCGCAGCUAGGUCAGGGACACGUUCCUGAUGACUCGAGCCCGCGGGCUUUGAGGCCCAAGGACACGGUGGAAGAGCCGGAGCCAGACCCGGAGGAGUGCGAGGCUGCAGCCACGGCGAACAGCGAGGUAGAGCCACACGACUCGGUGUCCGCGUGUGCAGCCUCGGAGACUGGUUCGAUUGUGGGGGAUCCCACCACCAGCCAAUCAGUUAAGCGGCUGGAGCCGCCGCACCGCUCCCAAGAGGAGGCUGCGUACGGGCUGUCAGACUCUGGCCACAUUCAAGUUUUGUCGGCGCCCCGCAUCAGUCACUCUGAAAGGGACUUUAUGGCUGCUUUGCGGGCCGUCAACGAGGACGUGAUUACGGAGUGUGUCAUCAACACCAAGAAUUCGAGGGCCUGGAGCUUGGCGAUGCCCACUUGCCGUAUCAGCCGUGCCUGCUUUGCCCGCGGCUUUGCAAAGCGCAACGAGGGAAUUCCGUACGAGAUCAAAUUCGACUUUGACAGGAAGAAGGACAAUGUGCUCAUUGCUGCCUUCUGCCUUUUCGGUGACGGGAGUGUGGACAAGGGCAUGGGCUACGAGAAGCUUACUGUGGACAUCGAGCAUGCUGUCAUGAAGCGCUGCUGUCAACUGGCGGGUCUUGAUGAGGCCGGCGCGGCUGCUGUACAGGUCGCCGCCCUCACCAUGCAUCAGGGUGCAGUACAGGCCCGCACCGAAGGCCCGACAGAGAGCGCCGCGCAGGCUGCCGCGUCAAAGGAGAAGGACAAGGAGUAUCCAGAGCAUGAAGACUCGAAGGUGAAUUGGUUCAGCCUGGGCUGGCCGAGUGCCAAGUACCUCUCGCUGUCAUCGGAGAUUUGUAAGGCCAACGCUGAGAAAGGA
Effrenium voratum is the source of this 1360-nucleotide messenger RNA. The record is from the annotation of a GenBank genome assembly. NCBI's taxonomy places the organism in Eukaryota, Dinophyceae, Suessiales, Symbiodiniaceae.